This is a messenger RNA of Xyrauchen texanus (razorback sucker), 5126 nucleotides long. RefSeq names its product integrin beta 3a (gene itgb3a). Gene Ontology annotation, molecular function: integrin binding; fibrinogen binding; fibronectin binding. The transcript has 15 exons. The record is from RefSeq and is a predicted model, not a curated record. Gene Ontology annotation, biological process: cell-matrix adhesion; cell adhesion mediated by integrin; cell migration. NCBI's taxonomy places the organism in Eukaryota, Metazoa, Chordata, Actinopteri, Cypriniformes, Catostomidae. Bases 135 to 2495 code for a protein of 786 amino acids. Gene Ontology annotation, cellular component: integrin complex; focal adhesion; cell surface.
CAUCUGUUCUUACUUGUCUCAGUAGAAAUCAUGACAAUUUCCACUCCCGGUUUGAAAACCAGAGAAUCAAUCAGAGAGGAGACAGGUGACUCCCACAGCAGAUGUUGUCAGUUCUGUAGCUUGGAUCUAUUAAAAUGGGAUUUACUUUCUUGAAAUUUUGGAUACCUGUUUUAGUUCUAGUUUCUGUAGCUGCAAGCUCUAACAUAUGCACUUCUAGAGGAGUAAGCACAUGUAAAGAAUGUCUGUCUAUCCAUCCAACAUGUGCCUGGUGUGCUCAGGAGAUCUUCAGAAAAGGAGGAUCAAGUUUGUCUCGGUGUGAUCUGAGAGACAAUCUCAUUCAGUCUGGUUGUGGCGUGAAGUUUAUUGAGUAUCCAGUUAGCAGCAUGAAGAUACUAGAGGACCGCCCCCUGAGUGACAAGGCAGGGGGUUCAGCCAGUGAAAUCACUCAGAUCCAACCACAAAAAAUCCACCUCACCCUUAGGCCAGAUGAUUCAAAGCAUUUCUCCGUCACUGUGAAGCAAGUUGCUGAUUACCCAGUGGAUCUGUAUUACCUAAUGGACAUGACCAAUACCAUGAGGGAUGACUUGCAAAAGCUUUAUGCUCUUGGAAAUGAUCUUCCACGUGCUCUACGCAGUGUCACCAGUAAUCUGCGCAUGGGAUUUGGAGCUUUUGUAGACAAAACCCUCUCACCUUACAUGUAUAUUUACUCUGAAGAAGUCAUCAAGAAUCCUUGCCAUAAGUCUUCUGAACCUUGCCCUCCACAAUUUGGCUAUCGUAACAUACUGUCUCUGACGGAGCAAGUAGAACGGUUCACAGAGGAAGUUAAGAAACAGAAAGUGUCCAGAAACAGAGAUGCGCCAGAAGGUGGAUUUGAUGCUAUCAUGCAAGCAGUAGUAUGCAAGGAUAAUAUUGGAUGGAGGCCCGAUGCAUCUCAUUUGCUGGUAUUCACAAGUGAUGAUAGGAGCCAUUUGGCUUUGGAUGCUAGACUCGCUGGAAUCGUCCAGCCCCACGAUGGGAAGUGCCACAUCAACAAAGACAAUGAAUAUGACAUGUCCACUACACUGGACUACCCUUCACUUGGUCUGAUCACAGACAAGAUAUCUGAAAAUAAUAUCAACCUCAUCUUUGCUGUUACCGUCAAUAUGGUGUCACUAUAUCGUAAUUACAGUGAGCUGAUUCCUGGCUCUGCGGUCGGAACCCUCUCUAAAGACUCAGGAAAUGUUGUUCAACUCAUUCUGGACGCUUAUGCUAGUAUAAGAUCCAAAGUUGAAUUAGAGCUUUUGGGUGUGCCAGAUGAGUUAUCUCUGUUCAUCAAUGCAACCUGUCUGGAUGGAGUGGUCACCACAGGGGUCCGAUCCUGUGCCGGACUCAAGAUUGGAGAUAAGGUCUCAUUUAGCAUUGAGGCAAAACUACACGGUUGUCCCAAAGAAAAGAGUCAUACCUUCACUGUGAAACCAAUUGGCUUCAAAGAUGCACUGCAGGUGACUGUUGACUUUGAUUGUGACUGCAACUGUCAGCUGUCCUCUGAACCCAACAGCCCCUCCUGUCACCACGGCAAUGGUACCCUUGAGUGUGGCGUGUGCCUGUGCAAUCCGGGCAGACUGGGCUCUCGAUGCGAGUGCUCUGAGGGGGAAUAUAACCCAACCCAGCAAGACCGCUGUAGCCCCAACCCAGAGACACCGGUCUGUAGCGGACGGGGAGACUGUGUGUGUGGCCAAUGUAGCUGUCGCUCAAGUGAUUUUGGGAAGGUUUGGGGGCCAUACUGCGAAUGUGAUGACUUCAAUUGCAUCCGUUCCAAAGGACAGCUUUGUUCAGGUAAUGGUGAGUGCAACUGUGGGUCCUGUCAGUGUAACCCUGGGUGGGACGGUGAGAGCUGUGACUGCUCGACCCGCACAGACAACUGUAUGGGGAGUGGAGGGAUGCUUUGUAGUGGGCGUGGCCACUGUGUUUGUGGUGUCUGUGAGUGCACUCAGCCAGGAGCCUAUGGAUUAACCUGCGAGAAGUGCCCCACCUGCCCUGAUGCUUGUACCAUCAAAAAGGAGUGUGUCGAGUGUAAGCACUAUAAGAGAGGGGAUCUGUAUGAGAAGAACUGUAAUCACAUCUGUAGAGACGAUAUUUUGCCAGUGGAUGAGCUUGUCUUUCAUGAAAAGAAUGCAGUGAACUGCAGCUACAAGGAUGAGAACGACUGUGUUCAGAACUUCCAGUAUUAUGAAGAUGCCAGUGGAAAAUCCUUCCUCUAUCUUGUUAAAGAGCCAGAGUGUCCUAAGGGUCCUGAUGUUUUGGUGGUUGUUCUCGCUGUGACUGGUGCUAUUCUGUUGCUGGGACUGGCUGCACUCUUGGUUUGGAAGCUCCUGAUCACUAUUCAUGACCGCAGUGAAUAUAUCAAGUUUGAGGAGGAGAAAGCCAAGGCUAAGUGGGAAGCGGCUAAUAAUCCGCUCUACAAGGGAGCCACCAGCACCUUCCAAAAUGUAGCAUAUCGUGGCAGUAAUGAAUGACAUGUCAUCUGCUUCUGUCAAAGAUGGCUAAUGAUCAUAUCAUUAACAGUUUCUCAACCAAUCACAGCUGGAUUCAUCCAGGCUUUUGUCUGUCAAGAACCGAGGGGAUAAAUGCAGUUAUGUAAAUAUUGCACUAAUAGGAAUACUCUUAGAUUGUCAAAUAAGACAUAUGACUAAUUUUUUAAAAAGUCCUAAGUGUGGAAAUAAGGCAUUAAGUGUGACAUGUAAAAACAGUGGCAUGUGUGAACAGUCAUGCUACACAAACCAAAGACAAACCAUUGGAUUAUUGGAAAUGUAAUGCGCAUCUGAAAUGGUAACAUAAGUAUUAAAUUUUCAAUAACUGCACAGUCAACCGCGUAUAGCACAAUUACCACAUGUACAUGUUUAUCUUAAGACAUUUUUCAGGUUUUCAUCUCUAAGACGUGCUUGCUUAUAAGUUAAGUAUCUUGCUUAGAAACAAUCCAAGCUGAAACUUGAAAAAAUUGUGGCAAGGUGAUAUAGAUCUGUAAUGUGGUCAGCAAGCUCAAAUCUACUUCACCGGUGUGUAAUGGACCUUAUUCACAAAUUGUGAUGAAUUUUCCCACCUUAAAUCUAGCAAAUGUAAAUUUGUAACAUUAAUCUUUGAGUUAUAUUACCUUAAAUUAGUUUAAAAAUCCUGCUUACCAUAGCUGCGAUUGGGGUUUCUGAUACAGUUACUGAAAGUCAAUUUUUAAGUAAAACUUUUCGCUUUUUACUGUCAAAAUCCAACACUCUAUAUUUUUUCUCUUGUGGAAAGUUGAUGAAAUGUAAUAGUGGAUCUUUUCUUUUCCUGUUGAAGCCAAAUUAAUAUUCAUACCCAUUCGCCUCUAUAGAAGCUUACCAUGCAAUAGUUAACUUCCACAUUCCAAACCUGAAAAUGUAAAAAGGGUCCACUAAUCAGCUUUUGAACAUGUGUCAACCAGUCAGAUUCAGCCAUUAAACAGUGCCAUGAUCAUGUAUAAUAUACACUGGAAUUUCAUUGAAGUAUUCUGAUACUUUUGUUGCCACGGUAGUGAUUGUAAGGUUCUGUUGAGCCCUGUUGUAUUUUAUUUUCUUACAGUGAUGAUGGAAGAGAAUGUGAUAUCUUGAGAAUAAUAUAUAUUGUUAUACUGUAUGUGUCUUUAAUAUCUUGGCGAUAAUACAGCAUAUAUAGGGCUGGGACGACGCGUCGACGUAAUCGAUGACGUCGACGCAAAAUAUGCGCGUCGAUUCGUCAGACCAAAACAAAGAUGGCGGCGCCGGAGAAUAGAAGCAAAACGAGUGGCUCCUCAGACUACCAGAAGUGCAAGGCGGCACGCACUCGUUCAUCUAAAUGUGGGAAUUCUUUAAUUUAAAAGGAAAAAAUUAUGUGAUAUGUCGUCUUUGCAAAAUGGAGAUGGCUUUCCAUUCUAGCACCACGGCAAUGCACCAGCGCUAGGGCUAGGAUGACGUCGACGCAAAAUAUGCGCGUCGAAUUGUCAGACCCAAAACAAAGAUGGCGGCGCCGGCGCCAACACGAGUGGCUCCUCAGCCUAUAGAAGUGCAAGGCGGCAUGCACUCGUUCCUCUAAAGUAUGGGAAUUAUUUAAUUUAAAAGGAAACAAUUCCGUGAUAUGUCGUCUUUGCAAAAUGGAGAUGGCCUUCCAUUCUAGCACCACGGCAAUGCACCAGCAGAUGACAGAGCACCGUAAGUUUUUUUUCAACUCCCCACUUUGCACUCGAUGUUGGAGUAGGCUAUAAUACGUUGUCGACACCUAAAGUUUUCGCUUAUAGCUAUUAAUAAUGCGCUUACAUCUAUGAAUGAAUGUCGUGAAAAAUACAUAGAGGACACUGACAACGCGCUGACAGACAGGACCAAGCAGGUAACAUUUAAUAAAGUCUCAACUUUCAAAUUUGGUCAUUCAAAGAAAAUUAAACCAUAAAUAGGCCUACUAUUUUGUGGAUCUUACUAUAAUGUGUCGUGACAGAUUGCCUCAGUUAAAGCUGCUCGUGAACCGAUCAUCUUUUCCUUGGUUAAUUUAUAGCAUCAAAUAGGCUAAACAUGAAUGUAGCCUACAUCAGAAGGAUUGUUGUUUUAAACGCGGAAAGACGUCAGUACAGUAGCCUACAAUUCAUUAUUCAAAUCCACCGACGUUAAUCUUCUCUCUCCUGACUACUUUGUCGGACAAAAAUGGCGUAUUAUGAUUGAUUGAUCAGAUCGCCAGUCAAUGAAACUCCCGGCAAAUGUUUUUUUUUUUUUUUUUUUUUACAUUUUAUACACCCCCACCCCCAAUGAAACCGGUAUUACCGGUGUUGUCACAAGUCGAUUAAUCGAAUCGAAAUCGAAUCGGACUGAAAAAUUAAUCGUUAGAUUAAUCGAUGCAUCGAAAAAAUAAUCGCUAGAUUAAUCGUUUAAAAAAUAAUCGUUUAUCCCAGCCCUAAUGACAAUGCUGUGACUUAAAUUGCUUAUGGUGAGAAUUUUAAACUAUUCUGUCCUUACUGUACAUUCCUCCACUAAUUACAUUUUGUGUUGCACUGCUUGUAUUCUUUUUUUUAUUAUUAGCAAUUUUAAGUACUUUUCAACAAAGUGAUAAAAAAUAAAAAAAAUGGUCUAAUCAUUUACUCACCCUAAUGCCAUCCCAGAUGUGUGACUGAC